This is a messenger RNA of Trichomonas vaginalis G3, 369 nucleotides long. RefSeq lists its product as uncharacterized. The transcript has a single exon. The record is from RefSeq and is a predicted model, not a curated record. NCBI's taxonomy places the organism in Eukaryota, Parabasalia, Trichomonadida, Trichomonadidae. Bases 1 to 369 code for a protein of 122 amino acids.
AUGUCUGAAGAUCCAUUUGAUUGGAAAACACUUGAGAAUAAUACAACACUUUCACUUCAAUACCAAUGCCAACAAAAAAGGCUUUUCCCAUCAGAAUAUACGAGAAAGCAAAUGAUCGCAGUUUUGACUGAAUAUCGUCAUAACCAUCCAAAUUCAACAUAUAACUCAGCAAAUGCAUCAGCUCACUCUUCAAGGCAUGUUUCUCCGAGAUAUCCUGAUGAAUCUGAGGCUCUGAGAAAAGCAAAGAAAAAUCAAAUGACAAUAUACCAAUUUAUUCACACGCCGAAUCCAAUUGUAUUAACAGCUGCCCUUGUUUGCACUUGCUUAUCCAUUUUUAUCCUUUUUACGUUUUUACUUCCAUCCAAAUAA